Lathyrus sativus (Indian pea) is the source of this 420-nucleotide messenger RNA. Lineage: Eukaryota; Viridiplantae; Streptophyta; Magnoliopsida; Fabales; Fabaceae. The record is from the annotation of a GenBank genome assembly.
AUGAGGUCGGAUAACCAAAAUCUUGAUGUCUAUGGGAAAAUCUGCCGCGAAAGGACAAAGAAAUAUACUGUCAAAAAUAGACAGAUACAGGUCAUUGACAAUGAUAAUGAAGUUCAUAUGAGGCCAUUGCCAGGGAUGAUCAGUUUUUCAGUUGCUGGACCCGCCCCUGAAAAGAAGAAAGCACCGGCACGAGGAUCAGAGACGAAGAGAACUAGAAGAGACCGUGGAGAAAUGGAAGAGAUCAUAUUUAAGCUAUUUGAAAGGCAGCCAAAUUGGAGUUUAAGAAACCUCAUACAAGAAACCGACCAACCUGAACAAUUUCUGAAAGAUAUACUGAAAGAACUUUGUGUCUACAAUAACAAAGGAACUAAUCAAGGCACCUAUGAACUGAAGCCUGAAUACAGAAAAGCUGGUGAUUAG